GCCCCGGUCGCAGUCGCGUCAAAGUAUCGGAGAAUUUUCCCCUAAAUUACGUCACGGGAUGAAAACAUACACCGCGAAUCACGCGCAAAUUAUGAACUGAACCGCACACUGCAAUAACUUUUGUAAUUAUUAUUAUCGCUUACAAAAAACUGAAUAAACUACAAGUGAACCGUGUUGGACUGUUUGAAAACAUGUUGUGGGAGUCUACUUUUCUCGAGGAGCCAGAUACGAUGCCACAAACAGUGCCCCGUUCUGGGUGCAGCCCACCAUCAGCAUCCCAGGGCGAGAGGGCGGUCCCAGCUUCGCCUGUGGACCUUCACCACCUCCUUCGCUUCCUAGGAGCAGCGUCGCCACCAGAACCGAUGCUUCACUCCCCACCAAACCCACACGCGAAACCACCACCGCCUUAUCCAGAAGACAACAACAUCCUAGAACGCCUUUACGACUUCGAAGGAUACCCCACACCUUCCCCUUCCUCAGACGAAGGCUCAAUUCCCACAGUGGCUUUACAACCAGCCUCACCCUACUCACAUCAAUUCAACUCCCCUCCAGUCUACAUCAAAGAGGAACCAAACAGACUAGCGGUUCCCGGCUUUGCCUCUCCUUACCCCCUAUCCCCGUCAGGCUCAUGCGCCUCAUACGGCAGCCACAAUCAAUACUCCUCCCCCGUACCACAACACGAAGAGUACAUUGACAUUGAAGAACUACUCAAAGAGAACCAAAUAUUACAAGAGAGCGUUCAGCAAAAUUAUCUUACACCCAAAAUAGAAGUGGAAGAACCACGGGAUCACAUUCUCCUCAGAUCUGCCCUCGAAGACACUACAUUCCAGAAGCGGUUUAACUUAAAACCUAUCCCCUUAGAAUUAGGGACUGUCAAAAUGGAAGAAAGCAGCGGAGGCGAUGAACCUUUAGUAGCGCCAGACAUUGACCGCGUCCUUUCAAUGGCCAUCGAGCAGUCAAAACGAGACAUGGACAAUACCUGCACAGUGCUAGGAAUCUCACCAGAUCCUAUGCUAUGGAGUACUGCUGACGUAAAAGCGUGGGUCAUGUUCACAUUGCAACACUUCAACCUGCCGAUGGUACCUACAGAAUAUUUCGCUAUGGACGGAGCUGCCCUAGUUGCUUUAACAGAAGAGGAUUUCAAUCAGAGAGCACCACAAGCUGGAAGCACACUGUACGCACAACUGGAAAUUUGGAAGGCUGCCCGACAUGAAGCUUGGAGGCCUACACAGUGGUCUGAACAUCAACAGCCCUCCCCGAACCCCACACCUGCCGGUCUACCCUCAGCUGACGACAUGAGUGAUGACGAAGACUCAGAACCGGCCGGGACAAGUGCGGGCACUGGAGGAGGCAAGGCAAAGUCAGGCAGCACACACAUACACCUCUGGCAAUUCCUCAAGGAGCUACUGGCAUCACCCCACAUCCAUGGCUCAGCGAUACGAUGGCUCGACAGAAGUAACGGAGUCUUCAAGAUUGAGGAUUCAGUGCGUGUCGCCAGGCUGUGGGGCAAGAGGAAGAACAGGCCAGCGAUGAACUACGACAAACUGUCCAGGAGCAUCAGGCAAUACUACAAGAAGGGCAUCAUGAAGAAAACUGAGCGCAGUCAGAGGCUGGUGUACCAGUUCUGUCACCCGUACUGCUUAUAAUCGCCUGCAAUACUUUAGUUUGUAAGAAAUGUAAAUUAUUGUAAAUAUGUACGUGAGCCGCGGUAAUGCGGUCAAAACGAUGGCUACUUGAGUUUUGCGGCGCACACGCAAAACUCAACGCAGCGCAAACUCGUUGACAGCUGAACGUUUCGGUCUAACGUCCUUCGCAGAGACCCGGACUAUUAGGCGUCGUACUUACCCUCCAUAAAAUUCGGGAAAGGUAAUUUUCUCCAGAAUUCUAUUGGACGGGACUCGUUUUAAUUAGUUCUUAAGUUUUUUUUUUACCGGCGACUAAGCGAUAACGAUGCACCUCACGGUAUAAACUCUAAACAGAGUCAUCGUUCUCGCCGAAAGCUGGUAAUGUUUAUCCCAUAUAACUAUGUUAUAUUAAAUCGUACGUUCUAUGAACUUUUAGGAUAAGUGUUCUGUAAAUACACGAUAAAAGAUUUAUGAAAAUAAAUAAAAAAACAAGUCACGCCUUGUUUAUAUACAGUGAUGUUAAAAGAGAUUAUUUUCUCAGAUAUUUCUAGAUAUAGAUUAUUAUAGAUUUAUGUAAAUCUAAAAGUAUACUUUAUAAAAGUGUUUUUGUGCUAAAACGGUGACGAGUUACGUCACACAGAAAAUGUAAGUUAAGUAUGAAAUAUUUUAUUUCGCAGAGGCGGUCGCGAUUGGUAAAGAUUAUUUUGGAUUUGAUUCAAAUUAGAAUUUUGUGCCAAAUAGACAAUAUUCAACUUUAUUGGGGACAAAAUUUGGAAAAUUGUGAUUGUGUGUACCCGCCGACUGUACAUUGUAUCGUGUAAAGGUGAUGGGGUAUAACUAAGUUACAACAGAAUUAAUGUUAUUGUACUUAAGCAACGCAGUUAGCGUUAGUUUUAUAAUAACACUAUUACAGGACCAAACUAAUUUAGAUUUUAUAAAUCAUUGUAAUGUAAUUUAAAAUUAAAUAAAUAAAUGGCCAUUUAUUAAAA
Molecule: messenger RNA, 2614 nt
Organism: Ostrinia nubilalis (European corn borer)
Lineage: Eukaryota; Metazoa; Arthropoda; Insecta; Lepidoptera; Crambidae
Product: DNA-binding protein D-ETS-4-like
Exons: 6
Coding region: 192-1646 (484 amino acids)
Biological process (GO): regulation of transcription by RNA polymerase II; cell differentiation
Cellular component (GO): nucleus
Molecular function (GO): DNA-binding transcription factor activity, RNA polymerase II-specific; sequence-specific DNA binding
Source: RefSeq, a predicted model, not a curated record